GAAAAUGACCAAGUCUCACCAGCCACAGGGGAGCGGUAGAGGACAUCAUAUACAUGAUUUGGCAUUCUCCACAAAUAGAAAUCAACUGAAUUUUCAAUGAAAAUAUUUCUUGACAUUAGGACAAAAAGAAAUUCAUUUUGGGGGAUCUUCUAUAGAUGAUGUCCUGACCUAUACUUCUGCAUAAAUAUUUCAGAUUUUUUGUGGUUGUGUCUUUAAAUAUUUUUUUUAGAAGGCAGUUAGCAUAAUGUUAGAGCUGAACUCCAUAAGCAUUAUUCUUCGGGGAACUAAGGUAUAGUUUAUCCAGAGAUAAAACCUAGAUAAGAUGGAAUGAUGAGUAUCUAUUUGUCUCCAAAGUAAUUAUUUCUCUCAGAUAGGCAGUUCUUUACUUAAAAUUCGUGGCAAACACUUGGGAGCACAGGGGUCUCUGAUUCUCCAUAGCCUUUGCUAUGGUCUCAGGGUUUGUGAGGCAACUCCCCAACAGAAUGCCGGUUUUUGGUCCAGUUUUUUCAAUUUAUAAUUCAGGCCAGGACUAUUUUUUGUCCUGGCCUGAAUUAUCCCUACUUGGUAAAAACAUUUUAAAAAACAUAAAAAAUAAAAAUUAUGAAGUGAAAGGGACCCGAACAUUCCCUUUCUCCUGGGAUAACCACUAUUAAUAAUUUGUGAUGCUUAGAUUUUUCUCCAUCUGGAAAUUAUUUGUUCUCUUGUUUUUAAAACAUAAAGUCUCAACUUUAUUAUUUAACUAAUUGACUAUCCAGUUUUCCCAAAACCAUUUGUUGAAUAAUUUAUUUGAAAUGCUGCCUUUAAAAGAAUUGCCAUUUGUGAUUAAGUCUCUUUUGCUCUUCUGUUCUUUUGAUGUGUUUGACUCUUUUUGCUAAAGACAGAAUUUUACAUCAUUUUUCUGAAUAGGCAUGAUGUAGAACUGGGCAUAUGGUUUGGCAUGCUAUGGUAAAAAUAAGACUGAUCACUUCAGAUUGAACAGGAGCAUGCUGUUAUAGGGUCCAUUGUCAUUUGAGGAUGUGGCUAUAGCUUUCACCAAGGAGGAAUGGCAGCAACUGGACCCUGCUCAGAGGACCCUGUACAGAGAUGUGAUGCUGGAGAACUUCAGCCACCUAGUCUCAUUGGGGCAUCCAGUGUCCAAACCAGAUAUCAUCUCCAAGUUGGAACAAGGAGAAGAACCAUGGAUCAUAAAGAGAGACAUAUCAGAUUGGAUCUGUCCAGAGAGGGAGACUAGACUUGAAAAUCCUCAAUUGGACAUACUUGAAGGUGUUUCCUUCCCUAAGGAGAUAUUGGAAGGUGUAACAAGAGAUCAUUCAUUGUACUCCAUUUUUAAGGAAUGGCAGGAUGAUGACCAGCUGGAGAGAGAUCAGGAAAAUGACGACAGACUUCUCAGGCAAGUCAUGGCCAUCAAAAACAAAACAGUUGUUGAAGAAUCAGGCUAUUCAUAUAAGGCAUUAGGAAAAAUGUUUCAUGACUACACAGACCUAGAUGCUUCAGGACAAGGACGGUAUACAUGUGACUCAUUUGAAAAGAGCUUGGAACCUAAUAUAAACUUACUCAGUUGUAAUAGGGGUUAUGCAAGAAAAAACACUGGUGAGAAUUUUAGAUGUGGGAGUACAUCUAUUUCUUCCUAUUCUAAGCAUGAAAAAAUUCAUAAUGGAGUGAAACACUGUGAAGAUAGUCAGUGUGGAAAGAUUAUCAGCAAUAAACAAUCUCUUAUUCAAUAUGUGAAUGUUGAAAGUGGAGAGAAGACCUGUGUAUGCAUUGAAUGUGGAAAAUCUUUUCUAAAAAAGUCACAACUCAUAAUACAUCAAAGAAUUCAUACUGGAGAGAAACCAUAUGAUUGUGGUGCAUGUGGGAAAGCCUUCAGUGAGAAGUCACAUCUCAUUGUACAUCAGAGAACUCAUACUGGGGAGAAACCUUAUGAAUGUGCUGAAUGUGGAAAAGCCUUCUCUCAGAAAUCAUCCCUCAUUAUACAUCAGAGAGUUCAUUCUGGGGAAAAACCAUAUGAGUGCAGUGAAUGUGGGAAAGCCUUCUCCCAGAAAUCACCCCUCAUUAUACAUCAGAGAAUUCACACUGGAGAGAAACCUUAUGAAUGUAAUCAGUGUGGGAAGGCCUUCUCCCAGAAGUCACAGCUGAUAAUACAUCAUAGAGCUCAUACUGGAGAGAAGCCAUAUGAAUGUACUGAAUGUGGGAAAGCCUUCUGUGAGAAGUCCCACCUCAUUAUUCAUAAAAGAAUUCAUACUGGGGAGAAACCGUACAAAUGUGCUCAAUGUGAGGAAGCCUUCAGCAGGAAGUCAGAACUCAUUAUACAUCAGAUAAUUCAUACUGGGGAGAAACCUUAUGAAUGUACUGAAUGUGGAAAGACCUUCUCCCGGAAGUCACAGCUCAUCAUACAUCAGAGAACGCAUACUGGAGAGAAACCCUAUAAAUGCAGUGAAUGCGGAAAAGCCUUCUGUCAGCAGUCACAUCUCAUUGGACAUCAGAGAAUUCACACAGGAGAAAAACCUUACGUAUGCAGUGAAUGUGGGAAAGCCUUCUCUCAGAAGUCCCACCUCCCAGGGCAUCAGCGCAUUCAUACAGGAGAGAAACCUUACGUAUGUGCUGAAUGUGGAAAGGCCUUUUCCCAGAAGUCAGACCUUGUUGUACAUCGGAGAAUUCAUACUGGGGAGAGACCCUAUCGGUGUGCUGUAUGUGGGAAAGCAUUCAUUCAAAAGUCACAACUCACUGUGCACCAGAGAAUUCAUGCAGUGGUAAAAUCAUAAGAAUGGACUAAGCACAGAAGAGUCUUCAGUAUCUGCUCAAGCCUUAAUAAGUAACACAAAACCCAUGAAUUUCAAUGAGUUUGGGGGCAUCUUUACUGAUAAAAUUUUAGAAGUGAAAUAAACUUCCUAAUGUAUGCAAUUUUUUUUAUCAGAGAUAAUACAUCUGUUAUAUAAAUAAUGGGCAUUUUCGCUAUGGCAUGUAAAACUUUUGAGAUUGUGAACUGAAUGAUUAAUAUACAAGUUACAUACAUAGUUUAUUUUGAAGUUAUGUAUUUAUGAUUAUGUUACAUAAUAAGAAUUGGACAUGUGAGAAUAUUGUUACUGUUAACUUAGCAUAAUUUAUAGCUGUGCAGUAAUUCCCCAUAGAGGACAUGAAGAAAGCUUGAGUCAAAAGAUGCCAUGACCUAGAAACUGUGCCUGGGGGAAGGAUUUGUUUGUUACCCCUAAGGGUAUCUGUAAAAUUAUUCUUGUAGAUAGAUGGAAAGAUGGGUUGAUAAGGUCCAAUAAAUCUGGUCUCUUUGUUUGUUUGUUUCAUUUCAAGAAUAUAAGUUGAUCUGUGUCAGUGGAUGGACCCAGGAUCUUGGAAUUGACACUUCUUGCUAUUUGCUUUUACUCCUCCCCUCUAGGAACUUGGUGUGAUGAAAAGACGUAGAUAGCCAUGGGUUUUAAUGCUUAUUCCAGCACUCACCAAUUUUGUAACUUCAGGGAAACCUUUUUUCAUCCACAGUAUCUGUUCCCUGAUCUAUAUAUAAAAUUCUGGCAGAGACAUGUUUUUAGCUCAUAUUUGUCCCCUUUAUCUUCCCUUUCUGUUCUUUUGAAGGAGGUUGCUAAUACCCAGGUGUACACCUUUAAACUUGAUUUGCAUUCCAGACACUGUGUUUCUGAUUCUCCUGAUUUCCUUUUCUGUCUUUUUUCCAUUAACACUGCCCUUGUGUCUGGUGGCCUAACUCAUACGUUAUGGAGACCUCACUUUUUAUUUUGCAAACACAUGUAUGUUAUGGUGCUUGCACAUAAAGACCCUGUAUGAUGCCAUCACAGAUCCUGUUUUACACUUUCCCAAAAGCACCAAUUCUUUUCCUGAGAAUUGAGUGGCCCUCAGAGAAAAAUCCAUAGGGAAUGUGGAAGACAUGCCUGGGAUAGCCUACAUGGGCAGGUAUGAAUCCUACCUGCUAUCUCUAAAAUGUUUCUGUAUUCUUCGUUGUGGGCCCAACCCUUCUCCAUAAGAAUCUUUAGGAAAGCAUCUUGAUGGGGAGAAGUCAUAUGUAGCAGGGAUGUAGUGACCUGUGUGGCUAAAUAUGGUUUCUGCCAGAAAGUUCCUACUUGAUUCCUUCAUAUGUCCUUCUUAGCUGACUGUUUCUCUGUAGGGCACCACCAGUGUUUACUCUGAGAAGUGAGACUCUGUAUGGGAACCUCUGCAGAGGACAUAGCAUACCUCAUAAAGAUAUGCAAAUGUGUGUGAGAAAAUUCUUUGUGUCAUUGUAAACAGUUAUUUAUACUGGAUAUAAUUGGCCAUUUGGACCUGGGAAAUAAAACCUUCAGGUAUGUACCAUGGAGUGAUCUGCUUUGAGAGGUCUUGAUGGAAAUUGGCCCUACCUGGCCCUUACUAUGGAAGCAUGGGAAAAUCAGGGUCUCUCAGGAACAUACAGAAAUGUGAGAAGGAAAUGAUAAUAUAGUAACACUUACAGAAAUUAUGUAAGGAAAAUAAGGACUCGAGUUCUUAUCUUCUCAUGGGCCUUCCAUUUUGCCUUUUCACCUUCCAGGAAACCUCACUGAUCUGAUCAUGACAUAAUAUGUACUAUAUAUUGCCAUAAAAUAUAGCAAAAUCUAAUACUUAUUGGUGUAUAGAAAAUUAUUCCUCUAAAGUCUGGAAAAAAGAAUGCCUAUUUUCACCAGUUUUAUUCAACAUUGCAUUGAAAGACCUAGUCAGGAAAAUCAGGCAAGAAAAAAUUGGUAUAAUUGAUUAGAAAGUAAUAAAACAUUAUUUGUUGAUAAAAUUAUGUGCAUAAGAUGAAAAUGUAUAGGUUAAUUAUUAGAAAUAGGAAGUAACAAUGUUUCUGUAUAUAAAGUUUUCAAAAAUAAAGCUUAUGCAAUAGAUAUAAAAUGAAAAUUUAAGGAUAUCAGUUACAGUGGCAUGAAAAAUACAUCAUGUCUAGAAAUGUGUAUUUCCAGUACUAUGUUGAAUAGAAGUGGCAAGAAUGGGCAUCCUUGCAUUGUUCCUGAUAUUAGAGGAAAAGCUUUCUUCACCACUGAUUAUGAUGUUAGCUCUGAGCAUGCCAUAUAUUGCCUUCAUUAUGUGGAAGUACGUUCUUUCUGUGACUAAUUUUUUGAGAAUUUUUAUCAUGAAAGGAUGUUGAAUUUUUGACAAUUUUUCUGCAAAGUGUUGAGAUGAUUUUUUUUAUCCUUUAUUCUGUUAAUGUGGUGAUUACCUCUAUCAAUUUGUAUAUGUUAAAACAUGCUUGCAUCCCAGGUAUAAAUCACAUGAUCAUGGUGUAUGACCCUUUAAACGUGCAGUUGAAUUCUGUGUCCUUAUAUUUUGUUGAGAAUUUGCAUUUAUAUUCAUCAGGAAUGUUGGGCUUUUCUUGUAGUGCCCUUAUCUGGCUUUGGUGUCAGAGUAAUGCUGACCUUGUAAAAUGAGUUUGGGA
This is a messenger RNA of Zalophus californianus (California sea lion), 5404 nucleotides long. RefSeq names its product zinc finger protein 300. The transcript has 4 exons. The record is from RefSeq and is a predicted model, not a curated record. Gene Ontology annotation, biological process: regulation of transcription by RNA polymerase II; central nervous system development. The coding region runs from base 1089 to 2762 and encodes 557 amino acids. Gene Ontology annotation, molecular function: RNA polymerase II cis-regulatory region sequence-specific DNA binding; DNA-binding transcription factor activity, RNA polymerase II-specific. Gene Ontology annotation, cellular component: nucleus. Lineage: Eukaryota; Metazoa; Chordata; Mammalia; Carnivora; Otariidae.